Lactuca saligna is the source of this 1167-nucleotide messenger RNA. The record is from the annotation of a GenBank genome assembly. NCBI's taxonomy places the organism in Eukaryota, Viridiplantae, Streptophyta, Magnoliopsida, Asterales, Asteraceae.
AUGGGUCCAACAUGGUUAGGAAACCAGUUUCUAAAAGAACUGAUUAUAAAGCCCAAGUUGAAGUGUAAGGAAAUGCAGGUAAUUAUCCAAAGCAGAUUCAACUACAAUGUAUCCUGGUCAAAGUGCUAUAAAGCAAAGUGUAGGGUCGUGUCUUUAAUAGAAGGGAGAUUGGGUGACCACUAUGCUAAACUAUGGGAUUAUGGUGGUGAGCUGUUGAGAUCAAAUCCAGGUCAAUGUAAGGGAGAAUUAUUAACUGCUAUUAGGAGAGAUGCAAAUAAUCAAGUGUAUCCCAUUGCUUGGGCUGUAGUUGACAUAGAGAACAAGUUAAAGUGGAAAUGGCUCUUGGAAUUAAUAACAAAUGAUUUAGAAUUGGAUGGUGGAAGGGGUAUGGCAGUAAUUUCCGAUCAACACAAGGGGCUUCUUAAGGCUACAAAGGAAGUCCUACCACUUGCACAACACAGACAAUGUGCCAGUCAUAUAUAUAUGCCAACUUCAGGAAGAACUUUCCAAUGUACAAACUGCCAGCAAAAGGGUCACAAUAAAGUGUAUUGCGAAAAUCCCAAGGUGAUCCCUGAACCAAACUCAAAGAAGAAAAUGGGAAGGCAUAAGUUGGAUCCUAAUCUUACCCAUUGGAGAAGAGGUGGAAGGGGAGGAAGAGGUGGAAGAGGAUGUGGUAGAGGUAGUAGAGGUGAGAUGGGGGAAAGUAUAAAUGGACCACAGUUUGAGGUUAAAACCGAGUAUGAGGUUAAACUGAUGUUGAGGUUAAACCUGAGUAUGAGGUUAAACCUGAUGUUGAGGUUGAACCUGAGUAUGAGGUUAAACCUGAUGUUGAGUGAUGCUGAAAUAAUGUCUACUCUUGGAAUUAAUGAAUCUCAAUUGAAGGAGUUUGGAUCUAUAAAUGUGGAAGAAGAGGUCAAUGAAGAAGUGGUCAAUGUUCAGGAAAAAGAGGUCAAUGUUCAAGAAGAGGAGAUAAAUGUUCAAGAAGAGAUUCAAAAUGAUGAGGAUAUCCAAGAAAUCGCGAAGAGGAACACCCAAGAACGUAGGAUGAGGAACACCCAACGAAUCAGGAGGAGGAAGCCAUCAAAGAGGAUAAUUGAGUUGAAGUUGAAGAAGCAAGUGGUCAGCAAAUUUGGGAUGAUUGAAAGCAAAGCACUUAAUUUAGAAUAG